Messenger RNA from Symbiodinium natans, 1587 nucleotides. The record is from the annotation of a GenBank genome assembly. NCBI's taxonomy places the organism in Eukaryota, Dinophyceae, Suessiales, Symbiodiniaceae.
AUGGAAGGCGUAGUUUGUGCUUGGCUGCGCAAUGACCUCCGCCUUCAUGACAACAGCGUGCUGCACCAGGCUGCAGCUGUGGCGUCCAGGAAGAACCUCCGUGUGCUUCCCGUGUACGUCUUCGACCCGCGCUACUUCCAGCGCACGCGCUACGGGACCCUCAGAACAGGCGCUCUCCGCGGCCUCUUCUUGCUGCAGUCCGUCCUCGCCUUGAAGAGGCAGCUGCGACGAGUAGGCUCGGACCUCCUGAUCAAGGUCGGCCGCCCGGAGAAGGUCCUCCCAGCACUGCUCGAGCCUCACGCCGACACCUACGUUCUGACACAGCAAGAGGUCACCUCUGCUGAGCUCACGAUUGACGGCGGAGUGCGACGGGCCUUGGACGACAGGUGCCAGUGGCAGUACUGCUGGGGCUCCACUCUCUUCCACAAGGACGACAUUGGCUGUGCUUCCGGCCUCGACAAUGUGCCCGAGUACUUCAACCAGUUUGUGAAGUGCGUCUGGUCGGGCCAGACGCGGUCCAGCUCUGCAGCGCAGGUGGACAUUCCUCGCGUCGCGCAGCUUGUACGACCGUGCUUGCCAGAUCUGGCACCUGGGAGCCUACCGCUGCCCGAAGCUCACGACCUGGGUUUCGAGCCCGGUUGGCGCGAUCUGCCAUAUGCGGAAGAGCUGCCAGAACCCGCCUCCUGCAAGGAGUUCUUCGGGGGGGAGGCACUGGCUUUGGAGCGGCUGUCAGACUACGUGUGGAAGACUGACUUCCAGUACACGUUGCACUCAGACCGCCUCAAACACUUUGGCGAGUACUAUGCGUCGAAACUGGGGCCAUGGAUAGCACACGGCUGCCUCUCACCGCGCAAGGUGUUUGAAGAGGUCCGCCGCUUUGAGUCUGACUCCCCGGGCGCGCCUCACACGCAGCGUUUGGCAGUUGAGCUGACGUGGCGGGAUUUCUUCCGAUUCCUGUCCGGGAAGCAUGGCAACAGCAUCUUCCGCCAAGGCGGCCUCAAGGGCUACAAGAGGAACUGGAAGCAGGACGUCCGGCUCUUCAACCUCUGGUCCGAAGGUCGGACAGGCUAUCCGCUAGUGGACGCCUGCAUGCGUGAGUUGCAGUCCACCGGCCUGCCUUCCAACCAAGCGCGGCUGAACGCGGCAUCUUUCCUCGCCUGCAGCAUGAGCUUUGACUGGAGGCGCGGUGCGGAUUGGUUUGAGAGCCAUCUGUUGGACUACGACGUUACAUCCAACUGGGGAAACUGGGUUCGGUGUGCUGGCCUCACCGAAGGGCGUUUGGACUCUUUCAACGUGGUAAAGCAGUCGCAGAAGCUGGACCCCGACGGGGUGUACCUGAAGCGCUGGCUGCCCGAGUUGGAGCAGGUUGCCGCCCCUCUGAUUCACGAGCCGUGGCUCAUGACCGCCGAGGAGGCUUCUGAAUUGGGUGCAUCCGCCUACCCGGCUCCCUGCAUUGACCCCACCUUCUUCGAGGGCCGCCACGGACCUCGUCAGGGGGCUGCCAGGAUUCCACCGGAGAGGUACAAGCUGGACGAAAAAGAGCUUAGCAGAGCGGCCAGAGCGGCCCAUUUCAGCUCGAGUGUGUAG